Messenger RNA from Fusarium sp. VM40, 2592 nucleotides. NCBI's taxonomy places the organism in Eukaryota, Fungi, Ascomycota, Sordariomycetes, Hypocreales, Nectriaceae. The record is from the annotation of a GenBank genome assembly.
AUGCCCCCAGAAGCGUCUGCCCAAAAUACCAUCGCGAUUGAUCCAAACUUUCCUGCGCCCAAGAAUCCUCAAACACAGAGCAACAAUGCCUCGCCUCUACCAUCAUCGACAGCCGCGCCGGCUGCAGCUCCAGCUCCACAAAACACCCGGUCAAGCUGGAGAGCAGGAAGUGCCAUGUUUGAUAUUCAGAUGAACCCGUAUAGUGCUCCUGGGCGCGAAACGACCAGCACAUCUCAUGCUCCUCCAUGGGUUUCAGCACCCUUGCCAAGCUUGGGUCUAAAUACAUAUCAUGAUGGCCGCAUACGGAAUGCAGUUCCUAGCAAGCUUAAAGGCAAGACGAAUCGGAAGCAGGGCAACUUUGGUGUAAUGCAGAUGCAUGUUCAAAAGCCAGAGAUGACUGAGCGCGACCUUGCAGCCAAGCGUACAAGCGAAGGGACUGCUGCCGCUGCAAGACUUGCAGGCGCUCAGAGAUAUGUCCAGCCGAGGCGACCCCGGCCACAACCUGUGGUAACAUAUUCACCGCCGCAAAUUCAUCAUCCUAUUGCUGUUCCUGUACCUCAUGUUUCUGUUCCUGCUGCUCCUCCAACCCCUGUUGCUCGACCACCACAGGCUCGUUCGCAACCGGCCCCUAUACUUCCAGCUGCUCCAAGGCCAAUCCCGCAGCCUCCUCCUCUUGCUUCAGCAGAGCCGCAAGAUAAGUCAUUGAGUUCACGAACGGGGGCGGUAGAAGUUAUACAAUACACCAAUCUGGGACAAACAAACGACACAUUCACGGAUGCAGACGAUAUACAAGAAAUCAGUGCGGGACAUGCAGAUGCCCCGUUUACAGACUUGGAAGAUACGCAAGAUGUCGAAAUGGAACAGGCAGAUGAACCACCCAUGGCAGCUGAGCUUGUGGAAGAAAUCGACAUGCCACGAGAUGUCAAUGCAGAACAAACAGCCAGCUCCGCAAACAAACCCACGCAUAUGCUUCCAAUAGACGCCAAGGUGGAGCAGGCUCGGCUUCUCAAGCUAUUGCAGAGUAUCCCUCCAGUUUCCGUUGUGAACCAGCUUUGCAGAGCCAUAGUACACUUCGGGGGCACGCCCAGCGCUCCUCCACCUACUGAUGGAUACUUUCCGCAGAGUGUUUCGAGCAACGGAUCAGGCGAUCUAUUUAUUUCUUGGUUGUCAGAGGUUUUCCCCUCAACUCUUGCCUUGUCAGAGCCUGCGAUACCUGAAAGCAUAACACAACCCAAACCUCUAGCAAGACCACGAGGGCGGCCAAAGGGGAGCAAAAAUAGUAGCACGACCAGGGCGACGCUUACUGUGAGCACUACCUUUGUUCCUCUGACUAUCCCAUCCAACGGCGUUGAGACGGUUGUGAUGCAACCGCCGCCGGCUGAGAAUGAUAUGAGUGCGGCUCAAAAGCCCGCUGCGAAUAGUCAAAACUUAGAUGCGUCGCCGUUGCCUACUACAAACACCCCAAGUCAGACAUCUACAGUUCUACCAGCUACACUGAAACCGCUACUACCGUUACCAGCACAGCCAAUCCGACCAGUUGCGCCAUUAAUACCGAAAAUAAAACGCAUGAGGAGGUUGCAAAUCUUACCUGGACGCAAGCCCACAGGCAGACCGCGUGGCCGACCCAAGGGAUCAAAGAAUAAGUCAAGACCUCAUUCUGACGCACAGAAUGAGGAAACCGACCGGCCUGGUUCUCACCCCAAGGAUUCAAAUUACACAUCAAUAUCUCAGUCGGCGGCUCAGGCUGACGGAAUGGGCCAGUCAAGAACAGGCCCUUCUAAUACCCCUGGAGCCUUGAGCGAAACUCCGAGCCGGGGAACUAUCAGUGCAACUCACGAAGUUGCAUCUGGCCUUCCUCACAGUACAAAAGAUAUCAGAACACAAGCAGUUACUGGUAACGCCAUUGCCGUCAACAACCAGCCACAGGUACCGAAAUCCAAUCAACAAGGAGCAAGUCAAAUUUCCCCAGGGAAGAGAAAGGAGUCGCAGCAGACUGCCCAUUCAGGCACUCAAGCUCUGGAUACGACUCAGUUUUGCGGUGCAACUGCAACGCCAGUUGACAGCGACAGUCAGGCACAACAAGUGAAGCGUCGCCGUACGUCCCAGGAAACAGGACAAGGAUAUCUUACCACCGGCGCCACCGGGUUUUACUCUGCCGAUAUAGUUACGAAGGCAUUUCCAGAGGCUUUAGUAGCUAGGCAAUUGCCUUCUGCAUCGAGCAAUUUAGAUUCCCAGGUACAACGGCGCCUAAGUACCUCCGGGGGUGGUUCAGAACUCUGGCAGCAACCAGUCGCGUCUCAGUCUUACCAGCAUAAUAUCUCGCGUUCCAGCCAGAGUCAAACUCCGGAUAUGAGUCCUGAACAAGCAAGCCAAUCGCCACAUAUGCCCUCACCAGCGGUCAAUCUACCUCGCAAUCAGCUCCUAGGAGCCCCAGAUCACAUCUCCACAGACAUAACAGCAGUAGCCUUAUACCAACAGCAACAACAGCAACAAAGACAACAGCAACAUCGACUGCUUGCUAACCAUUUAAACCAAGCGGCCGAGCGACCGUUUGCGCGAACAACCCGGUCAAACUCCCCUAUGCAGUUUUAA